Molecule: messenger RNA, 3336 nt
Organism: Dromiciops gliroides (monito del monte)
Lineage: Eukaryota; Metazoa; Chordata; Mammalia; Microbiotheria; Microbiotheriidae
Gene: SPATS2L
Product: spermatogenesis associated serine rich 2 like
Exons: 13
Coding region: 232-1881 (549 amino acids)
Cellular component (GO): cytoplasm
Molecular function (GO): protein binding
Source: RefSeq, a predicted model, not a curated record
GCCCUCCUCCUCCUCUUCCUCCUCCUUCUGCUUCUCCCGUUGGCUCUGGGGGCUCGCAGCUGCAGCGCCUUCUCUCCACCCUCACUCUCUCCCUCUCCACGGCCCGGGCCGAGCAGAAAUAGUCCUUUGGCAGAGAGAUUGCAAUCUGCUUGAGGGAAUGGACUGUGCCUGAUAAUUUUUUGUACCACCCCACAGUGUCUGGCACAGAGUCUUAUUUCCACUAAGAGAAAAAUGGCUGAACUGAAUACGCAUGUGAAUAUCAAGGAAAAGAUUUAUGCAGUCCGAUCAGUUGUCCCCAACAAAAGCAAUAAUGAAAUAGUGCUGGUGCUACAACAAUUUGAUAAUAAUGUGGACAGAGCAGUUCAAGCCUUCAUGGAUGGCAGUGCAAUUCAGGUGCUGAAAGAAUGGAAUAUGACUGGGAAGAAGAAGAACAAUAAAAGAAAACGGAGCAAGUCCAAGCAGCACCAAGGCAAUAAAGAUACUAAGGAUAAGGUGGACAAGACAGAAGCAACCUCCCAAGUACCACCAGGAAUGUAUAAUUGCCAUGCAAAUGGCUGUGACAAGGAUAACUCCUCCACUGAGUCUGCCCAUGAAAAAACAGAAAGACUCCCUCGUGAGAAGAAACCCUUAGCCACUGAGGAACCUCUUCAAGCACAAGCAGAAGUUACAGAAGGCAGCAGACUGCCGCGCCAAAGGCUAUCUCUAGAUGUGAACCCGAAGCCUGUGGCCGGAUCAGAGAGGUCAGAUGGCCAGCAGUACUGUAACACAAACAGACCGAAGUCAAAAACACCUAUUGUUAAGUCAUGUGCCCCUGAAACUCAUCCUGAAGUAACAGCAGAUGAUUUGCUGAAAAAGAGAGGUCCCAAUAUUGAGAAAUCAGUGAAGGACUUGCAGCGGUGCACUGUGUCUCUGACCAGAUAUCGAGUAAUGAUCAAGGAAGAAGUGGAUAAUUCAGUGAAGAAGAUCAAGGCAGCAUUUGCCGAGUUACACAGCUGCAUCAUUGACAAAGAAGUGUCAUUAAUGGCAGAAAUGGAUAAAGUUAAAGAAGAAGCAAUGGAAAUUCUGACUGCUCGUCAGAAAAAAGCUGAAGAAUUAAAGAGACUUACUGAUCUAUCCAGUCAGAUGGCUGAGGCGCAGCUGGCUGAACUCCGGGCAGAAAUUAAGCACUUCGUCAGUGAACGCAAAUAUGAUGAAGAGCUAGGAAGAUCUGCCAGGUUUUCCUGUGACAUCGAACAGCUAAAGACCCAAAUCAUGCUCUGUGGAGAAAUUUCACAUCCAAAAAACAAUUACUCCUCAAGAACACCCUGUAGCUCACUGCUGCCUAUGUUAAAUACACAUACCACAACAUCUGGAAAACAGAACACCUAUAACCGAAAACCACCAAGUCAUAAGACCUCUGACAACAAAGCAGCUACCACUAAAAUGCCAAGUAAUCCUCCAAACACCAAUGAAACCUCUCCCCAAGUUAUACCAGCUACUAAACAGAAUGGCCCUUCUAGCCAGAGACGAAGAUUUAAUCCACAGUAUCAUAACAACAGGCUGAAUGGGGCUGCCAAGUCACAAGGCAACAUUAAUGAAGCAGAUUAUCCCAUAAAGGGCAACCCGAGAUAUGAUCAUAGAAGACAACAGCACAAUAGCUUCCGGCCGAAAAAUAAAGGCAUCACCAAAAACCAAGAGCCACCUAUGGCAACCAAGGCUUCUGAGAACCUGGCCCAUUCUGAAAAGUCCAGGCGAAAGCAGCAUGCUGUAGACACCCCUGAGGCCAGGCCUUUCCGUGGGAGUGUUGCUAGGGUUACUCAAUGUAAUCUCUGUCCCACAAGGAUAGAAGUAUCAGCAGAUGCUGCAGUUCUCUCUGUGCCAGCUGUGACUCUGGUGGCCUAAACUAUCAUUCCUAAAAAAGAGAAAGCAGCUUUUACCGUUUUGGUUCCCUGCCCAAGGUGCUGAUCUAAUUGCUGCCAAGAGAGUUGAUCAGAGUAUGCAAAUCCUAUAUCGUCAAGACAUCUCUUGAUAAUUUGUACCCAUUCUAAUAAUCAACUAUAGCUUGCUUCAUACCUUUCAUGGCUUUGCUUGAUGUGUUGAAGCUUCUUUUCAUCAAGACAUUGCAGCAUUUUAGCCAAGCAGUAUUUACUCAUUCAUUAGGAGAAUCAAGAUGUAAACUAAAGAUCAAAUGCCCAGUAGCAACUUUAUUAUGUCGUAGCAGUUGUAUCCGUCUGUUGGUUGUUUUUAGAGAAGUUAAUGUUGCAAAACAAAUCCUGAAGAUCAGGCAAAAGUGAUCUAAGAUAUGCGCUUUUGUAGAAUUUAACAUCUGGUGUUUUCUGAAAAAUUAUAAACAUAUAUUGCUUUAUUAAAAUUGCUACAUUUGACAUUUGCUUGGGUCUUAUGUGAAUGGAUAUUCUUAGAUCAAGCUUAAUUUUUAUUGAAAACACUAUACAUUGUCUUCUGUUGGCAAACCAUUCAUCAUUUGAGACACCACACAAAAUUAUAUGUAAUAUAUUGCUUGGGAAGGGUACACUUAUUUUCUGCAAAAUAAACUCCUCUUUGAUGUAUACCAAGAUAACUCACACAUAGGAAUACAACUCUAUGAAUAUUAUCUUGGCCACCUUACCAGGUAUGAAACGGUCAGCUGAACAGUGAUCUAAGCUCAAUGAUCUAUUGAUAUCUAUAGUCUUAACAAACUCAUGAUUCACUUAAUUAGACCUUGUCCUCAUCAGUCCCCAACUUUAACAACUGAACUAUUUGUGAUUCUGCUUCAGUUAGGCUUCAGUGCAUACAGAGAACUUGCCAGUCAACCUCCUGCAUAACUACUUUUUUCAGCUCAUGGUGUUCCACCAGUGUUUCAACAUCCUGAGUUCACCAGCUCUCUUCACAGAAGCAGCCUGCACUGAGUCCAGCAUCAAUAACCUUGUUUGCCAAGUAGAAGAGGGUGUUAGUUUUCUCUGUAGAAAGUUUUUAGAAGCCUCUGGGGCACCCAAACAUUUAAAAGGAAUUCAGAAUGUCAAAUCACACUCAAGGAAUGAAGAACUGUUUAUUCAAACACCAAAGAAAAAUAGCCAGCACCACAAUCAGUGUUUUCCCAUAUUAAAUUGCAGAGCCCCAAGUCAUACUCUCUGAAGGGCUAAGUCCAUAUAUUAUAAGAUAGAAGGAUAUUGCACAAGUCUGCUUACACUUCUGUGGAAUGAGACUCUAGUCUUGCAAUCUACUCACCAUCAGCAUUUUGCAGCAUAAAAUUUUCAGCCUUGAAGAUAAAAAUCAAGAAAUUCUAGGAUCAAGCAAAAAAUGGGUUUACCAGGUUAUAAUAUAUACCAGUAUUCUCUGCCACAAGUGUACAUACCUACU